AUGGAGUUUCUGCGGAUGGCGGAAUUAAUGAUCCUCUGGUUAAGAAUCCGAAGCACCCGUGUGGCACUUGUGGGUGGAAACCACACCGCCGCCAGAUCUGCAAAGCAAUCUGUUCUUGGUCGAUUUGAGAUGGAAUUGGCUUGUGGGUAUCAACGCUUGAACCGAAUUAAGGCCAAAGGGUUGAAAGGUGAGGCGAUGGGAUUCAAUUCCAACACCCUCUUGGUCAUUCGCCUGCCCAAGACGCAGGCUCUCAGAGUUUUGUCUCGAUCUCUCUUUCUCGCCGUCUUGCUCUGGGCAUUGCCGUCGAUUGGGUCCAUUUUGACGGGGCCUCAAGCUUCUUUCACCGAUCUGUUCGAAGCGAAUUCGGUUGGUUUCAAUUGGGUUUCGGUGCUUUUUCACGACUUGGCCCAGCAAGGCCUGCUCAAGGAAGGCGAAAUGGCUCUGGUUUUGGGAUCUAAUUCGAUGGAUUUUUCGGGUUUUUUUAACGCGAACGAGAUUUAUUUCGCUACCGAAUCUGACCUGGAUGCCGAGAUGUCUUCGAUCCCGGAUCAAAGAUUUGAUUUCGUGUUCUCAUUGGACUCUGGAACUGCAGAUCUGGUGGAUCGGGUUCUGAAAAUUGGCGGCGUUUUGGUUAUGCAGCUGAGCAAUGAUCCUUCUGAUGCUUUCCAACAGCACUCGAAUUACAGAAUUGCGUACAUUCGGCGAUUCGACUCCACCAUUGUUGCAAUGAGGAAGACUGGUUUGGCGGAUGAGUUGGUGCUUUCUCCAAGAAAGCUGCGAAAAUGUGGCAGUUUAAUGGAAGGAAGGAGGGCAGCUUUGAAGGGUUUGGAAGAUGUAUUACUCGAGCCACCGCGCAGAGAAAUGCAGGGAAAGAUGAGAACCAAGUUCUUGCCGGAUUUAUCUGGAGAUUCCCUCCAGAGUUAUAGCCGGAGAGUUUUCAUCACAGAUGACAAUGCCGGUUCUGUACAAUGGUUUUAUCACAAUUAUCCCACGAGGGAUCAGUAUUUUGAGGUUUUCAAUUUGGACAUCAAGGUUUAUGACGUGGAGAAAGCAAACGAAUUGGCCUUAAGCAGAAGGAUGCCAAUGAUGGUGUCGGAUUGGUUGACAAAGAAUGUCAGGGAGGAGGACUUUGUUGUGAUGAAAGCUGAAGCACAAGUUGUGGAAGAGAUGAUAAGGGAGAAGACGAUUUGUUUGGUGGACGAACUGUUUUUGGAGUGCAAUAACAAAGGGCAUGUUGGUAAUGAAGGUAAAAGAGCGUAUUGGGAGUGCUUGGCAUUGUAUGGAAGGCUGAGAGAUGAGGGGGUUGCUGUGCAUCAGUGGUGGGGGUGA
Molecule: messenger RNA, 1329 nt
Organism: Diospyros lotus (date-plum)
Lineage: Eukaryota; Viridiplantae; Streptophyta; Magnoliopsida; Ericales; Ebenaceae
Exons: 2
Coding region: 1-1329 (442 amino acids)
Source: RefSeq, a predicted model, not a curated record